UAGGUCUCUGAAAGAAUGGGCAGCAUAGGAAAAAGAGAGCUCUGCUGUGGCUCUAAUGGACCCCUACUGAUGUGCCAUGUGAGUAAACGAGAGUCACUGCUGCUGCUCUCGCGAUACUUCAUCAGCGGGUCGCGGAGCAGUAUGGCAGCCGUCGCGCUGAGGUCCUGCCGCAGAGGACUUUCACAGAUAUUAAGUAACGGAGGGCUCGCAGCUUUGUCUUCGAGGCGCCUGGAAGGUUUGUUCGAGUCUCCGCUUUUGGUACAAUUAAUUCCACAAGGCUUGAGUUUGAUACAAGGAGACAGGAGACACAAGUCCACAGUUCAGUAUGCUUCACGACCAGACCUUCCAAAGCUGGCCUACAGAAGAGUGAAGGGGAAGAGCCCAGGUGUGGUCUUCCUCCCAGGAUAUGGCUCCACCAUGAAUGGCCAGAAAGCUGAGGCUCUGGAGGAGUUCUGUAAGUCUCUAGGACACUCAUACCUUAGGUUUGAUUACACAGGACAUGGGGCCUCAGAGGGGGUGCAAGCAGAAGGAACUAUUGGUACCUGGAAAAAAGAUGUACUUUUUGUGUUGGAUGAGUUAGCAGAGGGGCCUCAGAUAAUGGUGGGUUCCAGUAUAGGUGGUUGGCUCAUGCUGCUGGCAGCCAUUGCAAGACCAGAGAAGACUGCAGCACUGGUGGGCAUCUCCACUGCUGCUGACCACCUUGUCACAUCGUUCAACUCUCUUCCUCUGGAGACACGCAAGGAGUUUGAGGAAAAGGGUGAGUGGAUCGUGCCCACCAAACACUCAGAGGAGGGUCUUUACAAAUUUAGCAUGGACUUUCUGCACGAGGCAGAAAAUCACUGUGUGCUCCAGAGUCCCAUCCCCAUCACCUGUCCCGUUCGGCUCAUUCAUGGGCUUAAAGAUGAUGACGUCCCCUGGCACAUCUCCAUGCAGGUUGCAGAACGCGUCCUCAGCCCUGACGUGGAUGUCAUCCUUCGGCGACAUGGCCAGCACCGUAUGUCUGACAAGGACGAUAUCAAACUCAUGGUCUACACUAUUGACGAUCUCAUAGACAAGCUGACCACUUUGGUCUGAGUGAGCUUGAGAGGUUGCUGAGAUAAGGCGAGAAGGACUGUGUUUACUGGGAAGUCAGCCCUCUAAAAAUUUACCAAACAGUGGCAUGUGUCUCGCCAAAUGUGACCUUUUAUCCAUCUGUUAUUCUCCCUGUACAUGAUCUGUCAUUUUCACAUGCCGUUACAGUGCAAACUAUAUUGAAAGGGAGCUCUCCUGCUAGUUGUUCCCUUAUAUCUUCAGGUUGCAUUUGUGUGUUCCAGGUUAUAAUAUGGAGUGUUAUGUUUGCCUUUAUUAGGUCUGCAAUUGUUGCUGUUUCUUAUCGUUUGACUGUUUUCCUCUUCCUCUUAGACACAUAG
Molecule: messenger RNA, 1409 nt
Organism: Micropterus dolomieu (smallmouth bass)
Lineage: Eukaryota; Metazoa; Chordata; Actinopteri; Centrarchiformes; Centrarchidae
Product: palmitoyl-protein thioesterase ABHD10, mitochondrial-like
Exons: 6
Coding region: 16-1074 (352 amino acids)
Biological process (GO): protein depalmitoylation
Cellular component (GO): mitochondrion
Molecular function (GO): palmitoyl-(protein) hydrolase activity; hydrolase activity, hydrolyzing O-glycosyl compounds
Source: RefSeq, a predicted model, not a curated record